CGGCGCUGCGCUGGCCGCGUGUGGCUGCUACUGAUGAGACAAGUCGCAGCUUCACAAACCUCCCAGCAGACAUCCUGCUGCUCCACGCGACUUUACAGCUAUGUGUGACUAAUAAACACAGUCUUCAGCUGCUCGUGCGAAUUAGAUCUCUCCUUGGGUCUUUAUUAAUUUUCUGCAGAAGUGGAAAACAAAAGGAGUGACUUGAGAGAUGAAGAAAAGAUGCGCCCGUCUGAAGCAUGGCGCUUAAACUGAGGAACACCUGACAGAAGUCCGUCCGUUUUUGUUGUGGGGAACUGGGAAGUUCAAGACGCGCGCCUGAACGCUGGGAUGUUGUGAAAGACGCGUCGGGACAGAAGGAGCGGGGACGCAAAAAGAGGAAGAGGGGGGACCAUCACCGGAGGGAUUAUGGCUCUCGUUGCGCUCUCCCUCAGCCUCGUCACGCUGGCGCUUUUAAACUUGCACCUUUCCAGAGCCAGCAACCGUCAUGCGGUGUACUGGAACAGCUCAAACCUACAGCUCCGGAGGGAAGGGUACACGGUGCAGGUCAGCGUCAACGACUACCUGGACAUCUACUGCCCGCACUACAACACCAGCCAGGGCGGGACUCUGGAGCGGGUGGUGGCCGAGCAGUACAUCCUCUACAUGGUCAACUACCGCGGCUACUACACCUGCGACCCUCAGCAGGGCUUCAAACGCUGGGAGUGCAACCGGCCCCGCCCGCCCCACGCGCCCAUCAAGUUUUCUGAGAAGUUCCAGCGUUACAGCGCCUUCUCGCUGGGCUACGAGUUCAACGUGGGCCAGGAGUACUACUACAUCUCCACACCCAUCCGCCACCACGGCCACAGCUGCCUGAGACUGAGGGUCUUCGUCUGCUGCUCCACUGCCUCCCAGGCAGAUGACGACUCCAGUCAGACUCCUCCCGACUACACAGUCAGGCCAAACAUCAAGAUACACAACAUCGAUGAAUUUAAUCCUGAAGUUCCCAAACUGGAGAAAAGCGUCAGCGGCAGCAGCCCAUCGCACGACCGCCUUCUGCUCACUGUGGCCAUGCUGCUUGUCUCCGCCGUCCUGUUGUCCUAGCGACCGGUGCAGCGUGGCACGUUGUACACGGUUGGACCGCCUUGUCCAAAGGGCUUUGUUUCCACCAAGCCGUCUACGAUGUGAGAGAGACAGGGCAACAGAUCCAAGUCAAGGACAAAUACCAAGAUGGGGACAAAAAUUUUAAUUCAACAAAGAAACGAGGCCUUUUCGCUGUUGCAUCGACACGUGUGUGAUUUUAUUGUUGUUGGACUUUUAUCACAACCUUCCACACAGGUGUGGUGACCAUAUGGAGAUCACAGCCAACGAUCAUUCUGGGAAUUUCAAAAUGGGACAAAACUUUUUUUGUAGCAUGGAUAGAAACAGAAACCACCUGAGAAAGUUUAGACGAGCUUUGAGGACAAACUAUGAACAACAAAGGCCUUGGACCCAGUAUGGUGGCACAGACGGACUCUAGAACUGGUUACGUUUGCAUAAUGAAGGAAAAAUGAGAGCUGUUGCCAUUGUCCUGGACGUCUUUGAAUGUUUUCACACCUGUGUGUGCUAGCUGCUGGUGAUAAAAGCCCAAGAAAGGGGGUAAGAGUUUGUAUCCACGGGCCUUUCAAUAAUCCAUUUUCCCCAGACGUCAGAAAUCACCCUGGCUUUGUGAUAGCUACAGAUGCAAAGCCUGCUUCUCUUAGAAGGCAGUGAGUGCCCUCUCAGAACUAGUCUUUUGUCUGCAUUUCCUGCCUUCACAUUGUAACAACCUGAGAAAAAUACAGACCCCGGACUAGUAAUUUGACGGCACUUAGACACAGUAGAUGCCGUAGAGGUGGUGUUUUGUUCCAGUGCAUUUACCUUCGUAGACUUUUCCAGAUGUCAAAACUCCAAAAAAGAAAGAAGAAGAAAAAAAAAUAUCACCUCCUCACAGCAAUCAGCACAGUCACUCAGAAACGCCUCGAAUUUGCAAUUGUUAACCCCCCCACCCCCCCCAUCAGCUACAAGUCCCCCUUUUUAAACCAUGUCUGUUCCCUUUUUCCACUUCAGAGGCGCACAGCCAAUCAGGGCUGACGGCCAUUACUGCAGUCACAGUUACCACGGAAACAACCCCAUACAGUCGCCAAAGUGCGGCAGGUGCCUGAGGAGAAAUUGUGCUUUGAGUCUCAAAGUAACGCUGCCGCCAUUUUAUUAAAAAUAAAAAAAAAUACAAACAUGUGUGAAUGUGCAAAUGAUAAGAGGUUCACUUUUUAUACUGUAACACAAAACAGUAGGCAAGCGGUAAUUAAACUACGACGUUAUGCUUUUUUAAUUAAUUUAUUUACUUUUCAACAUUAAAAUCUCUUAUUUAUUGACCUUAUUUAUUAAUGUGCAUUUGUAGGCCUUUGCUCUAUAAGCUAUUGUGCCAUUUUUUAUCAUUAUUUUUUGAAACCGUGAGAUUUUUACUGCAGCAUUUUGCUCGUGUAGACAAAUAGAUGUACUCCAGCCUGUCACGAAUGGAUGGUUGUUGGUUCUGAGCAGCCAGUAGACACGUGCACUCGGUAACCCCAGCGUCAUGUUAACGAUUCUGCUAAUGUUGCUGAAAAGCAUGUCGGAAACCAACAGUGGAUGCACAGGUGGAGCUGGUGCAAAUGAGAUUUGCGUUGUAAUGUUAAAUCUAAAGUCCUAGCUGGUGUGUGUGCACAAGUGUGAGCGAGUCUGUGAGUGGAUGAAAAGGAGAGCUUGUUUGUACGUAUGUGUGUGGAAAGUGUUUGUCCGCGCUUUUUCAAGUACGUGGCAUUUAGAGAAUUUUGUACUCGUCAUGGAGUCAUUUGUAGGAUCUGAAUAUGCAAGUGCGUACGUGAGAAUGUGCUCUUCUGUCAUGUUUGUGUUAAAGCUGGGAUCUGAGGAGCGGAAUAAAAGCAUUUACCGACAUUUAAGAGAACCACACAAUGUGCUUACCUUUGACGUGAAUGAAUAAACUGUAAAUUAAACCAAGAAUGAUUAAAAUGAUGCCAAUUAAAAUCUUUUUUCUAAUUUG
This is a messenger RNA of Nothobranchius furzeri (turquoise killifish), 3034 nucleotides long. It is a transcript of the gene efna3a, whose product is annotated as ephrin-A3a. Gene Ontology annotation, cellular component: plasma membrane. Gene Ontology annotation, biological process: ephrin receptor signaling pathway; axon guidance. Gene Ontology annotation, molecular function: ephrin receptor binding. The record is from RefSeq and is a predicted model, not a curated record. NCBI's taxonomy places the organism in Eukaryota, Metazoa, Chordata, Actinopteri, Cyprinodontiformes, Nothobranchiidae.